AUGGAUGAAGAUGAUGAAGAUAUGUAUGAUCGACUAGAAGAUAUGAUCUGUGAUAUUGGAGAAUCGUCUUAUACGAAAGCCCAUAUUUAUGAUACUUUAUGUAUCUAUGAAGAUGUACCUUUAUAUAAGAGGUGCACCAGUUUUACAAGAUUGUUUGCGUUGUUAAAAUUGUUUAAUCUAAAGGAAAAUGAAGAUAACAAUUUGUCAGAUCGUUGUUUUGAGGCCAUUAAGAUAUUGUGUCCAAUGGGUUUAGAGUAUGUCAAAAUACAUGCAUGCCCUAAUGAUUGCAUAUUAUACAUGAAAAAGUAUGAAAAUUUGGAUAAAUGUCCAAAAUAUGGUGAGUCACACUACAAGAUGAAGAACAACAAUGGUGAUGACAAUAACAUUGUUAGUAAGAAGCGGCCUUCUUCUAAAGUGUUAUGGUACUUGCCAAUAAUUUCAAGCUUAAAGAGACUUUUUGCUAAUACGAAUGGUGCAAAGAAUGUUAAAUGGCGUGCAGAUAAAAGAAAAUAUGAUGGAAACAUUUUCCAAGUAGCUUAUUCUCUACAAUGGAAGAAAACUGAUUCAUUGUUUCCGAAUUUUGGACUUGAGCCAAGAAACCUUAGGGUUUGGCUUUCCAUAGGUGGAAUAAACCCCUUCGGUGUUGGUGUUGGUGUUGAUGAUGUAUAUUCUGGUGAAAAGUUUAAGAUGUGUGCAAUGUUAUUUUGCACAAUCAACGACUUUACUGCAUAUGGUAAUUUGACUGGAUAUAGUGUCAAAGGACAUAAAGCAUGUCCUAUAUGUGAAUAUGAUACCUGUUUUCACCAGUUUGAGUUUAGAAAAAAUACAUUUUUCCUUGGGCAUCAAAAAUUUCUAAAACCCUAUAAUUCUUAUCGUAGAUUGCAGGAGGCUUUAAAUAGAGAGCAUGAGUUUGAAAGCGCUCAUAAACCUUUAACUGGUGAUGAAGUUUAUCAACAAAAAGAACACCUUAAUGUUGACUUUGGAAAGACUGAAGACGGUCCCGUUGAGAGAGAUAUUUGGAAAAAUAGAUUGGUGUUCUUUGAUCUUUCAUAUUGGUCUAAACUCGAUGUAAGACAUUGUCUUAAUGUGAUGCAUGUAGAGAAAAAUGUGUGUGAUAGUUUGAUAGUAACACUUAUAAACAUUCAAGAUAAGACUAAAGAUAAUAAAAAUUCUCAUUUAGUCAUGGUGAAGAUGGGUAUACGACAACAAUUAACUUCAGAAGAUAGAGAAAAAAGAUCUUAUUUGUCACUGGCAUGUCACACUCUAUCUAAAAAAGAAAAGAAAAGUUUUUGCGAGUGUUUUCCUGGUACCAAAGUUCCUGAAGUUUACUCUUCAAACAUCAAGAAACUUGUACCAAUGAAAGAUCUCAAGUUAAUUGGUUUAAAAUUUUAUGAUUGUCAUGUCUUGAUGCAACAACUUCUACCAGUGGCUAUCCAUGGCAUCCUUCCAAAAAAUGUAAGAGUAACUAUAACCAGACUGUGCUUAUUCUUCAAUGCUAUAUGUAGUAAAGUUCUUGAUUUCAAAAAAUUAGAUGACUUGGAAGAAGAGACUGCAAUAAUAUUGUGUCAAUUAGAGAUCUAUUUUCCUCUAUCAUUUUUUGACAUUAUGGUUCACUUACUUGUUCAUCUAGUCAGUGAAAUCAGAUUUUAUGGUUUAAUUUAUUUAAGGUGGAUGUAUCCUAUAGAGCAAUACAUGAAGAUAUUGAAAGGAUGUACGAAGAAUCAUCACCGACCGGAAGCUUCGAUCAUUGAAAGGUACACCACAAAAGAAGCUCUUGAGUUUUGUUCAGAUUAUUUGUCGGAAACAGAGUCUAUUGGAAUUCCAAAGUCUCAUCAUGAUGAUAGAUUUUAA
Molecule: messenger RNA, 1851 nt
Organism: Lathyrus oleraceus (garden pea)
Lineage: Eukaryota; Viridiplantae; Streptophyta; Magnoliopsida; Fabales; Fabaceae
Exons: 3
Coding region: 1-1851 (616 amino acids)
Source: RefSeq, a predicted model, not a curated record